ACAGCAACCCUGACUGAUAUUACAGAGUACACUUCAGUAAAUGUUCUGCUUGCAAAUCUCAUCAGGGGGAACCUUUUUUCCUCUGCUCGCAUCUGGAUAACCACACGACCUGCAGCAGCCCAUCUCAUCCCUCCACAGUGUGUUGAUAUGGUGACAGAUGUCAGGGGGUUCACUGAUCAACAGAAGGAGGAGUACUUUAAGAAGAGAUUUAGAGAUAGGAAGCAGAGAAAAAGGAUCAUCUCACACAUCAAGACAUCACGAAGCCUCCACAUCAUGUGCCACAUCCCAGUCUUCUGCUGGAUCACUGCUACAGUUCUGGAGGAUGUGCUGAAAACCAGAGAGGGAGGACGGUUGCCCAAGACCCUGACUGAGAUGUACAUCCACUUUCUGGUGGUUCAGACCAAAGUGACGAAGGUCAAAUAUGAUGGUGGAGCUGAGACAGAUCCACACUGGACUCCAGAGAGCAGGAAGAUGAUUGAGUCUCUGGGAAAACUGGCUUUUGAUCAGCUGCAGAAAGGAAACCUGAUCUUCUAUGAAUCAGACCUGACAGAGUGUGGCAUCAAUAUCAGAGCAGCCUCGGUGUACUCAGGAGUGUUCACACAAGUAUUUAAAGAGGAAAGAGGGCUGUAUCAAGACAAGGUGUUUUGCUUCAUUCAUUUAAGUGUUCAGGAGUUUCUGGCUGCUCUUCAUGUCCAACUGACCUUCAUCAACUCUGGAGUAAAUCUGCUGGAAAAACAACAAACAACCUCCCAGAAGUCUGAAACAAGCGAGCCGACGUUUUUAUACCAGAGUGCUGUGGACAAGGCCUUACAUAGUCCAAAUGGACACCUGGACUUGUUCCUGCGCUUCCUCCUGGGUUUUUCACUCCAGACCAACCAAAGUCUCCUGCGAGACCUGCUGAUACAGACAGAAAACAGCUCACAGACCAAUCAGGAAACAGUUCAGUACAUCAAGAAGAUGAUCAAUGAGAAUCUGUCUGCAGAGAAAAGCAUCAAUCUGUUCCACUGUCUGAAUGAACUGAAUGAUAGUUCUCUAGUGGAGGAGAUCCAACAGUCCCUGAGUUCAGGACUUCUCUCCACAGAUGAGCUGUCUCCUGCUCAGUGGUCAGCUCUGGUCUUCAUCUUACUGUCAUCAGAAAAAGAUCUGGAUGAAUUUGACUUAAAGAAAUUCUCAGCCUCUGAGGAGGCUCUUCUAAGGCUGCUGCCAGUGGUCAAAGCCUCCAACAAAGCUGUACUGAGUGGCUGUAACCUCUUGGAAAGAAGCUGUGAAGUUAUGUCCUCAGUUCUCAACUUCCACUCCUCUUCUCUAAAAGAGCUGGACCUGAGUAACAAUGACCUACAGGAUUCAGGAGUGAAGCUUCUGUCUGCUGGACUGGAUAGUCCUCAAUGUACACUGGAAACCCUCAGUGUGUCAGGCUGUCUGAUCACAGAGGAAGGCUGUACUUCACUAGCUUCAGCUCUCAGCUCCAACCCCUCCCAUCUGAAAGAGCUUGACCUGAGCUACAACCAUCCAGGAGACUCAGGAAUGAAGCUGCUGUCGGUUGGACUGAAGGAUCCACGCUGGAGACUGGACACUCUCAGGGUGGAGCCUGCUGGAGUCCGAUGGUUGACACCAGGUCUGAGGAAGUAUUCCUGUCAACUCACAAUCGACACAAACACAGUAAACAGAAAACUCCAACUGUCUGAAAACAACAGGAAGGUGACAGGUGUGGAUGAAGUUCAUUCAUAUCCGGAUCAUCCAGACAGAUUUGAUAUCCGCCCAGAGUUGCUGUGUGAAAAUGGUUUGACUGGUCGCUGUUACUGGGAGGUCGACUGGAGAGGAAACGUUCAUAUAUCAGUGAGUUACAGAGGAAUUGGAAGGAAAGGAGACUCUACAGAUUGUUUGUUUGGAUUUAAUGAUCAGUCCUGGAGUCUGAGGUGCUCUGAUGAUGGUCCUCGUCAUAUCUGGCAUAAUAACAAAUCAAAGUCCAUCUCCUCCUCCCCCUCCGUCUCUAACAGAGUAGGAGUGUAUGUGGACUGUCCUGCUGGCACUCUGUCCUACUACAUAGUCUCCUCUCACACUCUGAUCCACCUCCACACCUUCAACACCACAUUCACUGAACCUCUUUAUCCUGGUUUUUAUGUUUGGCCUGGUGCUUCAGUGUCUCUUUGCCAAGUUGAGUGUAAAGAGUGUCCUCCUGUUAGAGAAACGCUCUGACUGUUGAACAGAUAGUUCAGUGUGUACAUGUCUGUCUCUUUUACUCAGAUGUUUUCAGAUUCACAGAUUCAAUCCGUUGAUGUUUUAAACUGUUCUAAAUGAUUCCUUGUAAACUUCUUCCUCUUCAGUCCUUUAAAGAUGGAAGCUACUAUUAUUCCAGGAUCCACAUGUUGUUUUUCUGUCUUUACGGUGAAUAUUAGUAUAAUGUUUGUUUCUGAAGCUUAGUUCACAAUGUGAACUCUGCAUUUUCAACAAGUCUGAGCUCAUGAAAAUGAAUCCAAAUGUUUGAUUUCUCUUUCUGAGUGUGAUUUUUUUUUUUCCCACACUGUCCAUGUGGUCUUACUGUUUCAAUCAUUUUUGAAAAUGUUUCAGGCAUAAGGGGAAAAUAUUGGCUAAGUAGUUUUUAAUGGGGUUUUGACCAUAAUAUGUUUGUAUUAAGAGGCAUGCAUUAUAAUAA
Molecule: messenger RNA, 2653 nt
Organism: Oreochromis niloticus (Nile tilapia)
Lineage: Eukaryota; Metazoa; Chordata; Actinopteri; Cichliformes; Cichlidae
Product: NLR family CARD domain-containing protein 3
Exons: 5
Coding region: 148-2196 (682 amino acids)
Molecular function (GO): protein binding
Source: RefSeq, a predicted model, not a curated record